AAUGACGGAAGAUGAUACAGAAAACUGUUGAUAAAUAAGAGUGCAACGUACAAUCCUAAUUCGAAAUACAGGCUUCAUUCUAACCCAACCAUAAGUUAUCUCUUUUAAGAAAGUGUAGUGUUAACAAAAAUUAGUAUUAUGAAGUUUAAAUCCGCCAUUAUAGCACUAGCGCUGGUCCUGCCUAUGCAAACCAGAGCUGACACCUGCUCAUCAGAUGAGAUUUCCAGAAUGGAUGUAGCGACAGGUUGCGAUUGUGCCACCAGUUUCCCCGACACCAACUGUGGCGACUGUCCGCUCCAGCCCUGCGGAUCGCCACAAAAGGUGAUCACGCCUAAAGGCAUGCUGAAGACGUGUAGCCACGGAUGCGUCAACUCUAAUGAUGAAUGUGAUGCCUGCUUUCUGUGGUUCAAGAGCCUCUGCAAUUGCAUCAAACGUCUAGAGAACGGGGAUAACACGGAUUGCAUUUCGAGCGACGACCUUUCGCAGGGACCUCCCAACCACCCGAUCUGGAUGCUGCUUAAUUCUAGAACCUUGAUCACGACGACACAGCUCGUGCCUGGGAUCUUAGAAUUAGACCAGGUAAAAGAUUCGGAUGGAGGAUUCCGGCUCGGACAGCAAGUGCUCCAGCAAAAUCUCAAGUUUAGCAGAGUGUAUGGAGCCCUGGCCUUGAACUCAGUCUAUACCAGAAAUGAGGAGCAGAUUCACAUCCACCUGUGUGAUGUCCAGAUGAGCAAGCUUCGUGACUUAUUGUCCUCGUUGAAGCGAAGCGACUAUAACACCCUCAGCUCCGUCACACUGCCCACCACCGAUUUCAAACAUGGCUCGGCCAUGUCUUGUCGGAUAGCAUCGGCUCCAGGUACGAUCAUUGAUGUGGCCCGUGAUCUCAACCACUAUCUACAAUCCACUGUCGCCAAAGCUCCCCAGAGCUGUGAUCAGUAUUAUGUGGGAGCCGGGGUUAUCACCGACUGGUAUGAUCACUCCUGGGCAUGUGUGACCACAGGCACCAGAUCGGCGGAGGAGCUUUUCUGCCAUACAUAGAAAUGCAUGGCCUACAAUGUGAUGAGAAGGGAAUUAUCGAGAACGAUUGUUAAGACACUGGGUAUCUGGUUGGGGUGUAAACGAAAAGUUCGCCAAUAGCUUAGUAAUGGUCUGCCAGCUUGUUAUUAAUGCAUAUCAAAUUGAGACUAUAAUCCGUACCCAAAACGCCGUGACAUAAUUUACUCUGUAAAAUGUCGCGGAUGCACUCUGCUUCCACCCACGAUUAGUAAGGAUCAG
This is a messenger RNA of Pseudogymnoascus verrucosus, 1275 nucleotides long. RefSeq lists its product as uncharacterized. NCBI's taxonomy places the organism in Eukaryota, Fungi, Ascomycota, Leotiomycetes, Thelebolales, Thelebolaceae. The record is from RefSeq and is a predicted model, not a curated record. The transcript has a single exon. The coding region runs from base 139 to 1038 and encodes 299 amino acids.